AUGUUUUACAAGUCAGCGCAGCUGCGCACGUGGGCAGGAUCAAUGGUGCCACAAUUUGACACUGACAGCGAAACGCUAAGGAAGGAAGGUGUUCUGAGACCUAGAUAACUAAUUAGCACAGGUAGUCCACUCUGUCUUUCAUCUUUACAAGCACUCAAACAUGGAAAUAUGGCCAUGUGGGAACCCUAACCCUAUAAAGGGAUCUGAUAUCUGCCCUGGCGUCCUCUCUACCUUGAAUGUUUGUGGAAUGGCUGCAGUUUGGCAGCAGGUGUUGGCAGUGGACGCAAGAUACAAUGCUUACCGCACACCUACGUUCCCACAGUUCCGCACGCAAUACAUCCGCCGGCGCAGCCAGCUGCUCAGGGAGAACGCCAAGUGUGGCUUUGAGCCGGGGCUGCGCAGGCGUUACGUGAGGCUGCGCAGCCAGCUGCUGGGCCUGCGCUACGGACCCCUGUCUGAGCAGAGCAGCUUCAGGGCCAGCAGUGUGCGCAGCUCCCGCACCACACUGGACCGCAUGGAGGACUUUGAGGAGGACCCCCGUGCUCAGGGGGCUCGUGGUCACCGUCGAUCGGUGAGCAGAGGCUCCUACCAGUUACAGGCCCAGAUGAACAGGGCAGUCUACGAUGAGCGACCCUCGGGUGCCUUGGUGCCAACCUCUGUGGCAGAGGCUAGCCGUGCCAUGGCCGGGGACACCACUCUGAGCGAGAACUAUGCUUUUGCUGGCAUGCACCACAUAUUUGACCAACACGUGGAUGCUGCAGUUCCACGGCUGCAGUUUGCUAACGAUGACAAGCACCUCCUAGCCUGCUGCUCAUUGGACAGCACCCUGUCCAUUAUGACCCUGUUCUCGUCCCCGCCCAGUGUGAAGGUGAUCCUGAAGGGUCACGCAGGUCCCGUCACCGACUUCGCUUGGUCCCUUAGCAACGACGUCAUCGUGUCGACGUCAAAGGAUGGGACGCUGCGUAUUUGGAACACGGAGGACGGGAGGUGUAUCCGUGAGGUCAGAGACCCUGAAGCCAGCGAACUGCUCUGCUGCACCUUCCAGCCCAUGAACAACAACCUCACAGUGGUGGGGAACAGUAAGCACCUCCUGCAGGUGGUAAACAUCUCCACAGGGAAGAAGGUGAAGGGAGGUUCUAGUAAGCUGACAGGACGGGUGCUGUCUAUGUCCUUUGAUGCCCCUGGGAGGAUCCUGUGGGCUGGGGAUGACAGGGGCAGCAUAUUCUCCUUCCUGUUUGACAUGGCCACAGGGAAGCUGACCAAAGCCAAGCGGCUGGUGGUGAGUGAGGGCAGUUCCAUCUGCAGCAUCUCUGCCCGCUCCUGGAUCAGCAGAGAGGCCCGAGACCCAUCCCUGCUUAUCAAUGCCUGUGUCAACAAACUGCUACUCUACAGGGUGGUGGAUAAUGAAGGUACUCUGCAGCUGAAGACGAGCUUCCCCAUCGAGCACGGCUCCCAGCCCCUCCACAGCAUCUUCUGCCCUCUCAUGUCGUUCAGACAGGGUGCAUGUGUUGUGACCGGCAGUGAGGACGCCUGUGUCUACUUCUUCGAUGUGGAGCGCAACACUAAGGCCAUAGUCAACAAGCUGCAGGGUCACGGUGGCCCAGUGCUGGACGUCAGCUUCAACUGUGACGAGAGUUUACUGGCCUCUGCUGAUUCCACAGGCAUGGUCAUCAUCUGGAGGCGGGAGCAGAAGUGAUCAACCAAUCACAUCCUCUACUGUCCAACCAUAAGCCAAUGUAACUUUACUUCUAGAAUGUUAAACACUGUACAAAAUUAAAUGAACACUGACAAUGUGCAAUGAGGUCGUCAAGGAAUAUGUGUGUUGUCUAGGUUUUAGUGGAGUUUGUAGGUUUUCAAUGUAGAAAAGAGAGCACUGCUUCUCACUGAAGGACCUGAGAGGCUUUGCACGAGUCAAGAUUAGGACACCUUAGUAUAGAGCAGUAAUGAAGCAGAAUAAGGAAAUAUUCUAAUUUACAGCCUUAUUUAUUCCUAAUAAGUUCUGCAUUUGCCUUCAAGCAUUUCCCAUGUUUAUUGUUUGACUCUGAUGUGUCAAUAACCCAUCCUAGAAAUCAGUAUUGACAAUUCAGAAUAACUACUGCAUCAAUAAAGACUGAUCAAUGAUGAGACCUCAACGUUUUGUGAGCGUUUUGUAUUUGCAUUAGCCUGUGUUUUGCUGGUUGCAAAUUACUAUAAUAUAUUUAUGAUAUGCACAUACAGAAUAAAAUAACCACUGUACAUCA
Molecule: messenger RNA, 2240 nt
Organism: Oncorhynchus gorbuscha (pink salmon)
Lineage: Eukaryota; Metazoa; Chordata; Actinopteri; Salmoniformes; Salmonidae
Product: WD repeat-containing protein 13-like
Exons: 11
Coding region: 161-1696 (511 amino acids)
Cellular component (GO): nucleus
Molecular function (GO): protein binding; promoter-specific chromatin binding
Source: RefSeq, a predicted model, not a curated record